Messenger RNA from Labeo rohita (rohu), 3440 nucleotides. RefSeq names its product actin related protein 3B (gene actr3b). Gene Ontology annotation, cellular component: actin cortical patch. The record is from RefSeq and is a predicted model, not a curated record. Bases 35 to 1102 code for a protein of 355 amino acids. NCBI's taxonomy places the organism in Eukaryota, Metazoa, Chordata, Actinopteri, Cypriniformes, Cyprinidae. The transcript is spliced from 11 exons. Gene Ontology annotation, molecular function: actin filament binding.
UGGACCAUGAUGAGGCAGCGCGAGUGGAUCCAGCAUGUUUCUAUUUUUUGCCUUCCCUUUGACUCGGGAAGUAGUCGCGGAAAAUAACGGUGCAAGCCAUAAUCAAAGGGAUAAUUCACACCGCAAUAAAGUGCUGGUGAUGGCAGUGCGGCCCCCUCCAUGCGUGAUUGACUGCGGGACAGGGUACACCAAGAUUGGUUAUGCAGGAAACACGGAGCCCCAGUUCAUCAUGCCAUCCUGUAUUGCAAUCAGAGAGACAGCCAGUGUUGGAGAUCAGGCACAGAGACGUCUCAUGAAAGGGGUAGAUGACCUCGAUUUCUUCAUUGGAGAUGAAGCCAUUGAUAAGCCCAACUAUGCAACCAAGUGGCCCAUCAGACAUGGUAUUGUUGAGGAUUGGGACCUCAUGGAGAAGUUCAUGGAGCAGGUCAUAUUUAAAUAUCUCAGAGCUGAGCCAGAAGACCACAACUUCUUGAUGACAGAACCUCCUCUAAAUACCCCAGAGAACCGUGAAUAUUUAGCUGAGAUUAUGUUUGAAACCUUCAACGUCCCAGGACUAUAUAUUGCUGUUCAGGCGGUUUUGGCAUUGGCUGCAUCAUGGACUUCAAGACAGGUUGGAGAACGGACACUAACAGGAAUUGUGAUUGAUAGCGGUGAUGGAGUUACUCAUGCUAUACCAGUGGCAGAAGGUUAUGUGAUUGGCAGCUGUAUAAAGCACAUCCCUAUAGCAGGAAGAGACAUAACCUACUUCAUUCAACAGCUGCUCAGAGAGAGAGAGAUUGGCAUUCCUCCAGAACAGUCACUGGAGACUGCAAAAGCUGUUAAAGAAAGGUAUUGCUACAUCUGUCCAGACAUAGUGAAGGAGUUCACUAAAUAUGACAUGGACCCUGGCAAGUGGAUAAAAAAAUACAAGGGAAUCAAUGCUAUCAGCAAAAAUGAAUUUCAAAUAGAUGUUGGAUAUGAGCGUUUUCUGGGACCAGAGAUAUUUUUUCACCCCGAGUUUGCCAACCCGGACUUUAUGCAGCCCAUCUCAGAUGUAGUGGAUGAAGUCAUUCAGAACUGCCCUAUCGAUGUCAGAAGACCACUUUACAAGAGACAGAUCUAGACUGCAGACAGGGAGUCUAACACAUUCAGCCUGUGUCUACGAAUCCUGACCUGGGAUUGUCUUGAUCUAAUAACCGUGGACUUCCCAUGAAAGACGUCAUCUUGAUGGCAGUAUAGUGUCUGUACAAUCCCAAUACAUGCCUCCAUUUCAAUGGUACCUUCGCACAUAUUCCACUCACCAAUGCCGUUUGCUCUGCUGCACCCCACUGCAUAACACUCGUUUUCAUGCAUCUGUCGCUGAUGAAAGUCUGGAUGGUGCCUUUGGUUUUUGGUAGAGAACUCAACAUCCAUUUUCCCAAAAACAAACGUGGACCACAGCAUCUGAUCACAGCACACAUUUCUAUCUUCAUUUUGACUAUCUGAGAUGAGCUCUGGCCCAGAGAACCCCAUGGCAUCACUGCAUAGAAUUGAUGUAUAGCUUUCUGCUAGAGUAACAGAAAUUCAAGUUGCAUUAAUUGAUGCAGCUGCAGAAUGUGUUAAGUGACAGCUGUUUUCCGAAGUACUCCUGAGCCCAUGUGGCUAUAUUUAACACCUUAGCAUGUUGGUUACUUAUGCAAUGCCAUCUGAGGGCUCAAAGGUCAUCCACAUUCACCUGAGGUGUCUUGCUUUACCCUACACAGACUGACAUUUCUCUGGAUUCCCUGAAUCUGUUCAGAAUAUUAUUUGAGGUGGUUGGUGAAAGACCUAAAUUCUUUGUGAUUGUCUAUUUAAAAAAUGUGAUUUUUGAUUUGUUUGACACUUUUGUCAUUAAAUUUGGUACAAAGUGAUGAGACAUGAUCCAACUUCGCUUGCAAAGACUGAAAUGCUCCUUUUAUACCCAAACAUGAUCCUCUUCUAUUUCCAUGUCACCUGCUUAAUGUGAACUGUUUCAAAACACUUUAAUUUGAAUAUUCUGUAACCUUUUCACUUUUAUUUUGCCUCUGUCACAAACGUUCUUUACAUUGCCAAAGGCUGUAGUAGUCAGUAAGAGCAUAAGAGGAUCCAGAGUUAAAUGAACUUUGUGAUUUUUACUAAUAAGUUAAGUUUUAUAAUAAGUUAAUAGUACAAAUAAGUCUAGCAAUGUGCAAACAUAAUAUGUUUAUGAAAUUAUGAUCUUCUUUUUACGUUCCACAGAAGAAAGAAAGUCAUACAGUUUUGUAAUGACAAGAGGAUGAGUAAAUGAACUAUCCCUUUAAUUCAAAAAUAGAUACAGUGGAUUUAGAUGACUAUAAUUUCCUAAUACCAUUAUAAUACAAGUGGAGGGGAUUGUAAAUUUAUCCUUUUACAUUCAUUUGAUUAUUCAAGAUUAUUCAGUUUAAGUGGAAAAGAGUGUUAAACUCCAGUAAGCACUUACCCUCAUAUCCUGGUAAAUUUGCAUUACAAGAAGAGAAAUUACAUUGCUUUGUCCUAUAGCUAUAGACCAGCACAACUUCUGGUUUUUCAGUAAGUUUGUUAGCACCGACACUGUACAUUACAGUGUUCAUACUUUACUGUCAAGAACAGAACUGAGUGAGUGAAGACAUUAGUUGAUUAUAUUUGCACAAGGCCAGCAACUAACAAGGUAUAGACAUAUUUAUGAUAUCCAAUUUGAUCAAAUUUGAACUGAAACUCAUAGGGUUUCCCUCUCUUUCCAAAGUCCUUAUUGGAGCAAGUUGACUUUAUCUUGUUUACACUCCCUGGACAACUGUUUUUAGGCCUAGAAACCUAGAGUAAAAAUAAUUGGCUUAAUUUGUUUGGAAGAAGAGACGUCUUUUCAUUUUCAUUUUCCUCCCCUACUUUCUAUUCUUUUAAUCUGUAAAAAAUAUUAAUGGGAGCCCAGCAUACAACCAUAAAUCCUGAGGCAAAAAAAUAAGAGAAAACAGAACUUCUGACUGCAUGUUGCUUUUGCGUAGGAUUAAUUAUUUUAAUUUCCAGCAGGGGUCAGUGUUUAUCCACUGAGCUCACAAUUACACUGUCUAGAAUAGAGAAAGCUUUUUAACUGAUCCCUGUAAAUGGGAUGAACAACGCUGAAAUAACCUCAGUAUCCAUUUCUAUAUCUCACAACUCAGGCUGACUGAAUAAAUAGUGUCUUGACAAAUUCAAUUAUGCACACUGAUAAAUAGAGCGCAUCUACAUCACAAUGCGCUGAAAUGAUUCCUAUUCAUUUGCCUUCAAAACAAACUUCAUUGUGGACUAUACUGAAGGAACUGAAAGUUAAGUGGAAAGUGUUUUGAUGCUCUUUUAGUUUGAUUUUCUUUUUCUGCCAAAAUUUACUGAGGUGUAAAAAGUCUUGGCAACAACAAAGACCUCUGAACAGCAAUUGGUUCAUCUAAGAAUAUACAGUCAUGGCCAAAAAUAUCAGCACCCUUGCAAUACUGUCA